CUUUUAUGUCAUUGCUAUAACAAGCGUCAAACGUUAAAAAAAAGUAGAUCUGACGCCAAGUUGGCACUAUGGUCUUCAAGUAUUGUCAAAAAAAUUGUAUUUUUUACGAUUUUUGAUAAAGUAAUGCCUGUUUCGUUAAAAUCCUGUGUUAGAUUUCAAUGAUUAUCAGUGUUGAUUAAUUGUAUACUGUUGUUAUUCUCUAAUAUGGAGUCGGAUUCAGGAUUACAUGGUGAUAUACCUGAUGGCGCGGAAGUGUCUCCAUUAGCCGAAAGCCAAGCAGUAGAUAGUGUUGCUGAAAAUAAUGUUACAAGUCAGGAAUCUGAAGCCGCUACAGCUGAAGAGUCAGUGUCAAAUGGAGGUGCACCAACAAGUAGCAGUGACGCUUUAGAUGCAGAUCCUGGGGCAGCGCUAGCUGAGGGCGAAGAUCAGCCCACCGGAGAAGAAGCAAGUGCAGAAGAAGAAAUGGACAUCGAUGACACCACAGCCGGGACAGCAGCUGACGAGUCUGCGUACAUAGGCGAUAAUUGCUUAUCGACUCCUGCAGCAACAGAAGAUAAUUCCCCUCAGGAGGAAAGCCAGCUUGACCCGGACGUGAAGGACGAGGCGGGUUUGGAUGAGUCGGAGGGCGUCGACCCUGCCGCAGAGGAGUCCCCGGACCAGUCCAUAAGCUCCGCUAUGCCCAUAGACAGCGCUGUGGGUGAGGGAGACGGAGCACCUAUGGUUCAGGAUGAUGAAUCGAGCACAAUGGACGAAGAUAUGGGCGGCGGCGAGGGAGUUGCGAGCAGCGACGACGUCAACGACAUCAGUAGCGCCGCGGCAGAGGUCCUCAGCACAGGCAUAAGUUCAAGCACGGCUGAAGGCGCGGCGGAUAUAUCCAGCAGCGGCCAGACCGAGGCCACCCUGAUAUCCUCCACCGCCAACGGACCGGCAGUAUUACAUUCAUUCUCUAUCACUCCACAGCAGCAACAAGCAAAUGAAUUUGGUGAUGCUGACACGUCGGAAAUGGAGGGAGCCGCUGAUACGAUGCCCACAGUAAGCGAGUCGAUGCCGUUGCUCACUAUGACAGCGAACGGAUCGGCUUUGCUUUCACCCACUUUUACUCAAGCCGAGGAGGGCGGGGCCAGCGGCGUGUCGUCAUCGGUGGCCGCGGAGGGCGCGGGCGGGGAGGGCGCGGCGGAGGGCGAGGGCGCCGUCAGCAGCUCGGUGGCGGGCUCCAACGGCGCGCCGCCGCUGCCGCCGACCGACGCCGCGCACGCGUUGGCGACCCUGGCCAGCGCCGCGCUGCACCACCAGCAAGAUCAGGUAUGUAGCGUAUAUGAACAGGUGUAUAGACAUUAUGUAGCAAGCGGGGAGGGCGACGGCGCCGUCAGCAGCUCGGUGGCGGGCUCCAACGGCGCGCCGCCGCUGCGGCCGACCGACGCCGCGCACGCGUUGGCGACCCUGGCCAGCGCCGCGCUGCACCACCAGCAAGAUCAGGGCGCCGUCAGCAGCUCGGUGGCGGGCUCCAACGGCGCGCCGCCGCUGCCGCCGACCGACGCCGCGCACGCGUUGGCGACCCUGGCCAGCGCCGCGCUGCACCACCAGCAGGAUCAGGCUGAACCUGAAGAUGUUAAACCUCAAAUUGAGGAGGAUGCAUGGUAUACUGUUGGACUUGUAAGAGGGACUACAUUCACGGUACAAAACUACAUAUCGGACCCCAAUGUAGACCUGUCUAAUUUAUCCCUGGACAGUUUGCCAGACUUCACCAGUUUGCCUACAACUCCCCUCGAACACGGCACAGCGUAUAAAUUUAGGAUCGCAGCAAUCAAUUCUUGCGGUCGGGGCGAGUUCAGUGAGGAAUCAGCGUUCAAGACAUGUCUACCAGGGUUCCCUGGGGCGCCGUCAGCUAUAAAAAUAUCAAAGUCCGUUGAAGGAGCACAUUUAUCAUGGGAACCGCCACAAGUGGCCGCUGAAGGCAUUUUCGAAUACUCAGUGUAUCUCGCAGUCCGGUCAAACUCUCAACCCAAGGAGGCAUCAAAAUCACAACUGGCGUUCGUGCGUGUGUACUGCGGCAAAGCGAACACGUGUGUGGUACCACAGUCGUCUCUGGGCGCAGCGCACGUAGACUCAUCCACCAAGCCUGCGAUCAUCUUCCGCAUCGCCGCGCGCAACGAGAAGGGCUACGGACCUGCCACGCAAGUCAGGUGGCUUCAAGAUAUCAAAUCUACAGGAGUGAAGCGAGCGGGUGACGGCCGGCUGCCGGGCGCGUCGCCCUCCAAGCAGCCCAAACAAAUACUGCACUAAGUGUUAGUCUGUGACACCUUGACAUUUUAUCAUAGAAUAAUUUAGUUAUGUACAGUCGACUAAGUGAAUAAUGUUCGCCUUCAUGGUUAGUAAGUACACUUUUAUUUUUUACUUUCAUUUUUUUUCAUAAUGAAAUCUCAAUGAUUGUGGAUAGUGUUUUUAAAGCGGACUAUCCAAUCGACAAAUAAUCAAGUAUAUUAUUAUAGUGUUCUCGCGAUUGUUACAUAUGCGUCAUACGACUGAUUAUGAAGUGUAAGGGAUAGACUGAAUGAUGUUGAGACAAAGUUGCCGUUAAUGUAUAAAUUUUCUUAACUGGACUAAAUAAACAUGGUAGAAAUAUUCA
Molecule: messenger RNA, 2626 nt
Organism: Ostrinia nubilalis (European corn borer)
Lineage: Eukaryota; Metazoa; Arthropoda; Insecta; Lepidoptera; Crambidae
Product: host cell factor 1-like
Exons: 14
Coding region: 205-2283 (692 amino acids)
Biological process (GO): regulation of DNA-templated transcription; chromatin remodeling
Cellular component (GO): histone methyltransferase complex
Molecular function (GO): protein binding; transcription coactivator activity
Source: RefSeq, a predicted model, not a curated record